Molecule: messenger RNA, 1666 nt
Organism: Dioscorea cayenensis subsp. rotundata (Guinea yam)
Lineage: Eukaryota; Viridiplantae; Streptophyta; Magnoliopsida; Dioscoreales; Dioscoreaceae
Product: probable serine/threonine-protein kinase PIX13
Exons: 6
Coding region: 171-1463 (430 amino acids)
Biological process (GO): protein phosphorylation
Molecular function (GO): ATP binding; protein kinase activity
Source: RefSeq, a predicted model, not a curated record
CUUCUUAUACUUCUUCCUCUUCGUCCUCUUCUUCUCCUUCUCCUUUCCUUUGCACACCCUCUUUGACUCUCUGUACCACCAUGCCCAUCUCUUCAUACCCUUACUAGAUAUACAAUCAAAGAAGAAGAAGAAGAAGAAGAAGAAGAAGAAGAAGAAGAGAAGAUUGAUCCAUGGGGAAUUGUUUGCAUUCUUCAAAGAAAUCUUCAAGCCCUUAUAACACAAGGUCUCUCAGUUCAGAGCCAUCGACAUCGAGGAUCGGUGGUAGUAGUACUACUACUACUACUACUACGACAACUGGUAUUCUUUCAAACGUUAGCAGUAGCACAUUUGGGCAGUCCACCGGCAGUGGUGUUAGUCUUGAUGAGGCAUUCCCAGAAGGCCGGAUAUUGGAUCUACCUAACCUUAGGAUCUUUACAUUCAGUGAAUUGAGGAAUGCCACAAAGAAUUUUAAACCAGAAAUGGUUCUCGGAGAAGGUGGAUUCGGGACAGUGUUCAAAGGGUGGGUUGAUGAGAAAACUCUCAAUCCUGUGAAGAGUGGCCAAGGUAUGGUGGUUGCAGUUAAGAAACUCAAUUCUGAGAGCUUGCAAGGUUUGGAAGAAUGGAAGUCAGAAGUGAAUUUUUUAGGAAGGCUCUCUCAUCCGAACCUUGUCAAGCUCUUGGGAUAUUGUUUGGAAGAAAAGGAACUCCUACUUGUCUAUGAAUUCAUGCCAAAAGGGAGCUUAGAAAAUCAUCUCUUUAGAAGGGGUGCUACUUUUGAUCCACUAUCAUGGAACCUAAGGUUGAAGAUAGCCAUAGGGGCAGCCCGAGGGCUCGCAUUCUUACAUUCAUCUGAACGACAAAUCAUUUAUCGGGAUUUGAAAGCUUCUAACAUUCUUCUUGAUAUGAACUACAACCCAAAGCUUUCUGAUUUCGGUUUGGCGAAGAAUGGUCCAAGCGCUGGGGAUUCACAUGUCACCACAAGAGUCAUGGGCACCUAUGGAUAUGCUGCUCCUGAAUAUGUAGCCACCGGUCACUUAUAUGUAAAGAGUGAUGUGUAUGGCUUCGGAGUAGUGUUACUAGAAUUGCUCUCAGGUCAACGAGCACUUGAUCCAAAUCGUCCUGCGGGGCAACAAAAUCUUGUCGAUUAUGCCAAACCAAGUCUAUCUGAUCGGAGAAAGCUCGCCCGCCUAAUGGACCCUAGGCUUGAGGGACAGUAUCCAUCAAAGGCUGCUUUUCAAGUGGCACAACUCACUCUAAGGUGCCUUGCCGGCGAGCCCAAGAACCGCCCGCCAAUGAAGGAAGUUGCAGAUACUCUAGAGCAAAUUGAGGCCUUGAAAGGCCGAUCAAAGGGCACUCAUGGCACCCCUCCACCACAGCAGAUGCAUCACCGGAGUCCUGUGCACCACCGUUCGCCAUUGCAUCCUAAUCAUAAUGUUGUAGGACAAGCUGUUAGAAGCAGUCACCAUGCACCUAGACUGAGGUGAUGUAGAAAGCUUUGGUUUUUUUGAUGAUUUGUGCUUGGCAAUCAUCACCCAUUUUUGUUUUUCUGCAGUUCUAAUCCAUCACUGUAAUUUCAUGUUGUUACUGUAAUUAAGUCAUGAAAUUAUUAUUAUUGUUAUUAUUAUCAUUCUGUGUAAUGAGACUAUGUACGAGAUUAGUAUGGCAAAAUUGAGAAUGAAUUGAUCAA